GCAUUUUUAAUGGGUAGAAUUGUAGACAUGGAUGUGUGGGCAAACCGGUAGACUGUGUCAUCCUUUGUGAGUUGAAUUUACAAUCCAGCGCCAUUAUUCUUGGCCAAGAACAUAGUCGCAGAUCUUAUCUGGUCGCAUACUGUAUAUGAAACUUCAUUUGAUUUUCCCGUUGCAUUUCAACAAUGGAGGGUACCCUUUUUCCCAAGAAGCCGAUGUUGCCAGUUCAACAAACAAAGCCCUCAGCUCCUCAGCCACCCAACCCACGCUUCACGUUCACUCCGACAACUCUUCAUCUCCCUCCUCUCCAGCACCAGAAUUCAACUUCUCCAUCUUUCCCACUCGACUCUCUUCUCCAGCACCUUCAAGACACCUCUCCGCGAAACCUGGAAACACAAGAUGCUCGAGCGCAGAAACGGAGUCUUGACUGCAUUGCAGUUCCUAGAACCGGGGGUCACUGUUCCGAAGUGGCUGUUCCCGGAAUUCCGAAUGAUCUGUCGCUGGAUUUUCUCUCGGAAAACUGUAAGUCGAUUCUCAAUUCAAUUAUUCAACAGCCCAUGUCCGGUUUGCGCGCGUUUUUUGAUUCUAUGAUAUCCCAGUUGGUUCAAAUCGAUUUGAUGAGUCUAGCGAAAGGUUUGGACAUUAUGGGACACUGGGAUAGAGCCAUCUUGUUGUUUGAAUGGGUUGUUUUGAAUUCAAAUGCCGAAAGUGAAAUGCUUGAUGGUCAGGUUAUAGAAUAUAUGGUCAGGGUUUUAGGAAGAGAAUCGCAGCACUUGUUAGCAUCGAAUCUGUUUGAUGUAAUUCCAUUCAAGGACUACUCACUCGAUGCUCGAGCAUGGACAACUGUUCUUCAUGCCUACUCUCGUAGUGCAAAGUAUGAUAAGGCAAUAGCAUUGUUGGAAUAUAUCAAGGAAAGGGGUUUGCCACCUAAUUUAGUCAUGUACAAUGUCAUUCUUGACAUUUAUGGCAGGAAGGGUGGAUCCUGGAAUAAGAUUAUAAGCAUCCUAGAUGAGAUGAGGGGAGAGGGACUUGAAUUUGAUGAGUUCACUUGCAGCACUGUCAUAUCUGCAUGUGCUAGGGAAGGAUUGUUUGAAGAAGCAAAGAAUUUCUUUAAUGGAUUGAAGUCACAGGGCUAUGUUCCAGGAACAGUUACGUAUAAUUCUUUACUUCAUGUUUAUGCAAAGGCUGGAAAUUACACUGAUGCUCUUGCUGUGCUUGAUGAAAUGGAGGGGAACAACUGCCCACCCGAUUCAGUUACAUACAAUGAGCUUGUGGCAGCUUAUGUCAGGGCAGGUUUCUUCGAAGAAGGCGCUGCACUUAUAAACACUAUGUCGCAGAAGGGUAUAAUGCCUAAUUCUAUCUCUUAUACCACAGUCAUUGAUGCUUAUGGUAAAGCUGGGGAAGAAGAAAAGGCUUUUGACUUGCUAAAAAAGAUGAAACGGUCUGGCUGUGUCCCUAAUGUCUGUACAUAUAAUUCAAUCAUUGCAACUCUGGUGAAGAAAUCCCGAAUUGAAGAUGCAAUGGAAAUGAUAUCUGAUAUGAAGCUUAAUGGUUGUUCGCCUAAUCGUAUUACUUGGAACACAGUGCUUGCAAUGUGUGGAAAUAAUGGAAUGCAAAACUAUGUAAAUCGUGUUCUCCAUGAGAUGAAGAAAUGUGGCUUUCAACCUGACAGAGACACAUUUAACACUUUGAUUUGUGCAUAUGCCAGGUGUGGGUCUGAUAUCAAUGCAGGUAAAAUGUAUGACGAAAUGGUCAAAGCUGGAUUUAGUCCAUCUGUCACCACAUAUAAUGCGUUUCUAAAUGCCCUUGCUCAUAGGGGUGAUUGGGAGUCUGCUAAGUCUAUAUUAUCCGACAUGGAAAGUAAAGGAUUCAAGCCCAACGAAACCACUCACUCUUUGAUGCUUCAGUGCUACUCGAAGGGGGGCAAUGCUAGAGAUGUGGACAGGAUUGCAAAAGAAGUUUAUGAUGGACACAUUUAUCCAAGCUGGGUGGUUCUGAGAAGUCUUGUUCUUGCAAAUGUCAAAUGUCGAUCAAUCAAAGGCAUGGAGAGGGCAUUUCAGGAAUUGCAGAAAAAUGGGUAUAGACCUGAUUUGAUUUUAUUUAAUUCCAUGCUUUCUUUAUUUGCAAGAAAUGGCAUGUCUGGCCGUGCAAAUGAGGUGAUGCAAUCGAUUCAAGAUAUGGGUCUGCAGCCUGAUCUGUUAACCUAUAAUACCUUAAUCGAUCUUUAUGCAAGAACUGGUGACUGCUGGAAAGCUGAAGAGAUCUUGAACAGGCUGGAAGAAUUUGGUGAAAAGCCAGAUCGUGUGUCGUUUAACACUGCCAUAAAAGGGUUUUGUAGGCAAGGGCUUAUGCAGGAUGCUAUAAAGCUUUUCUCCAAGAUGACAGCAAGUGGAAUACAACCUUGUAUCAUUACGUACAACACUUUUGCUGCUGGUUAUGCUUCACAUAGGAUGUUCUCAGAAGUAUAUGAGUUGCUCAGUUACAUGAUUCAGCACAACUGCAGACCCAAUGAGGUCACUUAUAAAACUGUUGUAAACGGGUACUGUAGAGCAAGAAGAUAUCAGGAUGCAAAUGAUUUUAUUUCCUCAAUUAGGGAAAAUUUUGACAUUUCUUUUGAUGAGCAGUCUCUGGAAAGACUUUCUGCUCAGGUAAGAGAGAGUAUGGAUUGCUGACGCUUGGAAACUAUAAAUGCAUAGUUUCAAAGAAGCAGCUCAAGGGGUACAACUAGUUGUAAAAAUAAACUCAAAAUAAGUAAAAGAAAUGUAAACAUAUUUACAUAAAUGUAACCCAACAGCAGUCAGUAGCACAUGCUCUUUCAUGGUCUGCUGUGAACUGUUUGUUCAAGGAGUUUCAAACCUUACAAGCUCUUUGGUCUAUGUUCUUUAUUCAACUUAUUGUUCAAGCACCUCAAAUCUUCUUAGUUAUUUUUGUAAUUUGAAAAGGGAGUUAUUUUCUUC
This is a messenger RNA of Cuscuta europaea, 2954 nucleotides long. Lineage: Eukaryota; Viridiplantae; Streptophyta; Magnoliopsida; Solanales; Convolvulaceae. The record is from the annotation of a GenBank genome assembly.